Messenger RNA from Calypte anna (Anna's hummingbird), 5966 nucleotides. RefSeq names its product tumor protein p53 binding protein 1 (gene TP53BP1). Bases 689 to 5821 code for a protein of 1710 amino acids. The transcript is spliced from 27 exons. Gene Ontology annotation, cellular component: nucleus. Gene Ontology annotation, biological process: DNA damage checkpoint signaling; positive regulation of transcription by RNA polymerase II. Gene Ontology annotation, molecular function: histone binding. Lineage: Eukaryota; Metazoa; Chordata; Aves; Apodiformes; Trochilidae. The record is from RefSeq and is a predicted model, not a curated record.
GCCUGGCGGAUUCUCGCGCGCCAAAGGCGCGCUGCAAGAUGGCUGCGGGGAAGCGGGAGGCCUUUGAGGCGGGCGGUGGGCGCGGUGAGGCCAUGCGGGAAGCGUAGGGUCGCGGCAAGGCUCCGCCAAGCGCUUCGCCUCGCGUGGCGCUCUGUAUGGAGUGCGGCAGCAGCAGCAGCCAGCUGGACCCCGGCUUCUCGCAGCAGGACACGCCCGCCUGAUCGUGGAGGAUUCGCAGCCCGAGGGCGCGGGCUGCGGAGGACGCGGAGCAGGCUGCCUCGGCGUGCUGGCCCGUCUGCUUGCCGGCCGCCGGAGCCCGAGCCCCGUGCUGGAGCUGGUGUGCGGUCUCACCGGCGGCCGGGGCACCGCGGGUGGCCGGGUGGCCCCGGAGAGACCCAAAGAGCCGAUGGAGAAUCCUGCUCGCCCCGAGGACCGCGUCGCUGAGGAGGUGCCAGCGCCCCGCCGGAGACCGCAGUGCCCUCGGAAAUGUUGGAGGAGGAGGUGAACGUGGUGUUGACUCUGCUGUUGAGCCCUUUGGAGGAGAUUCGGGCAUGUCACAGCUGCCUUUUGGGAGCUCUAGAGCUCUCCAAAGCCAGGACUUGGAAAUGACUUCAUUCCCAAUGAAGAAGAUGCCACUCAUCAGCUUCAUGGCUGGAGCUGCUGGUUCCUCCCUCCAGGCUUGUGAAGAAUGAUAGUAAAGAUGAACUGCAUGAGGACAGCACGGAAAGUGUCUCUAGCACAGAAGCACAAACUGCUUUGGAGACCAACCAGAGAAAAUCUGAAAGAACUCUGCAGGAAUCAGAGGAGGACACCAGGAAACAAAUACCUGUUUGUGACCACACUAAAAAUGAGAAAUCCCUUGAUUAUGAUCACAAGGAGUCAGAUAUUUUAUCAACUCAGGAAGAGAUGUUUCCUGAGAAAUGAUACACCAGGGAGUGGCUGUCCAACAGCCAGAGUGGAAAAGGGAGAUUGUUUGGUGUGCACCCCUGCACGUGGCCUGCAGCUCUUGCAGCUCUCUGGACAGGGAUCUUUUGCACAGGAGGGUCAUUCCAUUGUCUCUUCAGGCCUAGUUAUUCCCUCUCCAUUUGCCUUUGGAUCCACUGUUCUUGUCCCCAGCAGUCCUACUGAACAGGAGCAAGCAAAAGGUGAACAGAUAUCUGUUGCCACAGAAGACAGAGAGCUGAUGGAGAAGCAGAGAGGAGAUACACCACUGGAGAUGGUUUUCUCAUGUAUCCCACCAGGACGUCUUGUCCUGCCGCAAGCUUCAACUCCAGUGUCCCAGAGUGCACCAGAUUUCUCUCCUGGAUCUUUACCUAUACCAUCACAACCAGAGUUCUCUCAUGAUAUCUUUAUUCCAACUCAGAGCCCAGAGAGGAAGCAUGAAGGAGAAGAAAAAGCUGCUGCUUUAACACAUUUAAGCUUACGUGGAGAUGUCUCUGGGCCCACAAAUGCUUUGUCAAAGAUUUCAACAAGUGAUUCUGAGUCCUGUAAGCUGAUGCUUUCUGCGAGUGGCUGUAGCCAGCCCACAAAUCCAGAGGUCAGUUCAGGCUCUCUGAACACAGGCCAAGACAGUGAAGCUACACAGGCAGAGAUGAUUUCUGAAUGCAAGGCCACAGACUUGAGACUCUGUUCUGUGGAGAAUGACAACAUAAAACUGAGGAUGGAUGCAGGUGAUCAAUCGGUCUCUGAAAAGUGUGAAAAAGCAAAAGAGGAUUUACAGGCUGCAGAAAAGCCUGUAAUGCAAGUAGUUAGUGCAGAGAUAGCAGGAGAUAGGUCACUAGCCCCUACAGCUCAUCAGGAGAUUGAGUGUGUUUCUGCAAGUCAGGCUGCUGCAGAUCAGUCUGUGCUGCCUGAGAUUCUGUCACACACUUGGAGUGGAGAAGCACAGUCAGAGAAUCACCCAUCAGAAGAGACAUCAGAACCUGAGACAGUUCCUGAGACCCAGUGUGAAGAAGAAAAACUGCAAGUAAAAGAGAAGCAAAUAAAUGAGGAAGGGUCCCUUGUUAACGUAACACUUUCUCAGAGACUUAUUCUUGAAAGGGAAGAACAGUGUCAUGAAGAUGUGGAAGUGGAAUUUGUUGAUGGUUCUUGCAAAAAUUUGUCUGGUCAGCCUCAGGAAUUAGAAAAGACUGGACCAGAAAGCUGGCGAAAAGAAACUUCAAAAAGUUGUGCUUUUGACACUGGGCAGGCUAGGAGCACAGAUAAACUCUCCUGUAAAGCUGCUUUGGAAAACAUGCCCGAGUACAAUGAAGUUUUAUCUAAGCCUUCUGUAGGGGAGUUGCUGGAACAGCACAACAGUUUGUUUCCCAAGUUAAAGAGUGACAUUCCAUCAGAAGUGAUGCUCUGUGCCGAAAAUCAUCCUGGCUGUUCAGAAUUAGGACAGAUAACGGUAACAGGUAAUCAGCCACCACUUCAAGAGGGAGGAGUUUACCUGCUGGUGGCUCAGCAGGAGGCACAGAUGCCAAAGAAUACAGAGGAUACUGUUAUGAGGAGUCAGGAGCGAGAAGAGCAGAUGAAGCCACAGGAGAAGGGAACUGUUAAAUCCCCCAGUCCUUCCAGUGGAACUCAGUUUCAUUUUACUUUGCCAAAGGAUGGUGGCAGUAUUCAGUCCUUGACCAGCAUAACACCGCCUCUUACUGGCCAGCUUAAAAUGGGACCCAGAAGGCACAGCACACCAAUUGUGGAUGAUAGUUGUCCAGACAGCACUAUAGCAACUAGUGAUGUUACAACAGAGGGCACAGACAAUGUCACCGUGGAAAGUGCAGUGGUGUCAGCAGAUAUGUCAGAAGUGUGUGAGAAAGGAGAUUCUUAUGUGGCUUCUGAGCCUGAUGCAAAACUCUCUCUACGAAUGAACCUUGUUACACCUUUGAAUGAUGGGAGUGAGGAGUCCCUGCCUUUCAGCUUGGAAAAGCCUACAGCCAGCAACAGGAAAGAUGGAUCUUCUGCUGCCAGCUCCCAGAAAGCAUCAUCUGUGUUUAGUCGUGUCUGUGAAGUUCGUCGAGAGGAUGAGGCCAGAGGUCAUGGUCUUUCCACUUCUCCAUUUAGGGGGAAUCUGUUCGGUUUUCCUGGCACACAAGGAGAUGCUGAAUUACAUAAAAAUCCCAGUGGCUGGCAGUACCAGCAGCACAAGGCAGAUGACAGUGGUGAACAGGUCCUAAUUCCCCAGAGGGUGGAGCAGGACUGCCAUCAACAACCUUCUGGUGCAGAGGAUGGGGAUUCUGCAGAGACUGGUGUUGUAGGCACUCAGACAGAAGAAGGGAGGAGGACACAGAAGAAGCCAAGUAAGGCUGUUAAAAUUGAUGGAAGCAGAGAAGGGUGGCCAAACACCAACAGUAAAGGGAUUCAGACUACAGAAGACUCUCCUUUUACCCUGGCAACUGUUACAAAAGCAACACAAACAUCAGGAGAAAUCUCUAGGCAGGUGGAAGUGGGAACAAGUAUGUCUGGGCAAAGACCUGGGCGACAAGAUGUGAAUGUCCAAACUGAGGAGAGUGGUGAAAAGCUCGUGAACGCCUCUGGAGAGGACACGGACUCUCUGAACAGUCAGGGAGAAGAGGAGUUUAACCUUCACCCACCCAAAGGCCGAGUUCAGCAUCGCCACGUGCGGACUGUUCGAGAAGUGCGCACUGUUGUGACAAGGGUUAUAACAGAUGUUUACUACAUAAAUGGUGCAGAGGUGGAACGAAAGGUAGUUGAGGAAACAGAAGAGCCUGUAGUGGAGUGCCAGGAGUGUGAGACUGACACAUCCUCCUCUAGGACUGCAGCAGGCUCAUCACUGACCUCAGGGGACCUGGGUGAUGUCAGCUCCUUCUCAUCUAAGGCCUCAAGCCUCCACCGUACAUCCAGUGGAGCCAGCAGUGGUCACUCUGCCACACACAGCAGCAGCAGUAGUUCGGGGCAAGGAACUGGACCUGUCAAAGGGAAAGUGUGUGGGGCAGAAACUGGAGAAUUUGCUUUACCUGUUGGGAGAGGCAUCUUAAGAAAAUUAAGCCCUAGGAAAGGAGCUGGUCAGCCAGCAUCUCUGCUCAGAGUUAACCAGACAGGAUCACUGCCUUGUGAGGAAGAGGACUCUCUGCCUGGCACCCAUCAGGGUGGCCAAGCACCUAUGACACCUCGUGGCCGAGGAAGAAGAGGCCGCCCACCAUCUCGAGCAACAGGAACAAGAGAUGUAGCUGCACUGCCUGGUGUUGAGGAUCUCUCAACUACAACAUCACCUGAGGAGAAAUCAUGUACUCGUUCUGUUUGCCUGCCAGAUGGAGGGGAGGAAUCUGAGACGGCUGGCUUCUGUGCCUUGCAUCGAAGUGACUCUCCGGAAAUCCCGUUACAAGUGGUGACUGGUCCUUUGGACUAUGCAGACUCAUCUUCUGGGAACAGUUUUGUGGGCCUUAGGGUUGUAGCAAAGUGGGCCUCAAAUGGGUACUUCUAUUCUGGAACGAUUACCCAAGAUGUAGGGGCAGGAAAGUACAAGUUGCUCUUUGAUGAUGGAUAUGAAUGUGAUGUGCUAGGAAAAGAUAUUUUACUCUGUGAUCCUAUCCCACUGGAGACUGAGGUGACUGCACUCUCAGAGGAUGACUACUUCAGUGCAGGUGUGGUGAAGGGACACCGGAAAGAUUCUGGAGAGCUUUACUAUUGCAUUGAAAAGGAAGGCCAGAGGAAGUGGUACAAACGAAUAUCUGUCAUCCUGUCUCAGGAACAAGGAAAUAAACUCCGGGAGCAGUUUGGGCUAGGUCCAUAUGAACCUGUCACUCCUCUGGCCAAAGCAGCUGACAUCAGUCUUGAUAAUCUUGUGGAAGGGAAGCGGAGGCGACGUGGUAACCUUGGCUCUCCCAGCACUUCCAGCAGCAGCACAACUCCCACUUGUAAAGGGCAGGAGAGUCCCCGUGUCCCACCUGGCACAUUGUCUGGGAAAAGGAAACUUGUUGCUUCUGAAGAAGAGAGAUCCCCAGCUAAACGUGGCCGCAAGUCAGCAAUGAAACCUGGGGCUGUGAGAGACGGAGAGUUUGUAGGCACAUGUGAAGGUGCAGAUGGGGUAGAUCCUCCAGUACUAGGGGACCAUCAUGGACUUCUACCCCACAAUAAGACCCUCUUUUUGGGCUAUGCCUUUCUUCUCACCAUGGCAACACCUAUUGACAAAUUGGUGAAUCAUCAGAAGCCAUCAGAUGGUCCUACAGGGAGCAGUGAGGAGGAAGAAGAAUUUUUACCGAUGACUCCAUAUGACAAACGUUACAUAGCACAGCAGCUGAGGGCAGGAGCUGGCUAUAUCCUGGAAGACUUCAAUGAAACACAGUGUAACGCAGCAUAUCAGUGUCUGUUAAUUGCGGACCAGCAUUGCCGAACUCGGAAAUAUCUGCUGUGCCUUGCCAGGGGCAUCCCUUGUGUGUCUCAUAUCUGGGUCCAUGACAGCUGUCAUGCUAACCAGCUUCAGAAUUAUCGAAAUUACCUUUUGCCAGCUGGUUAUAGCCUCCAGGAGCAAAAAUUGCUAGAAUGGCAUCCACGAGAAAACCCAUUCCAUAACCUGAAGGUUCUCCUGGUGUCAGACCAGCAGCAGAACUUCCUGGAUCUGUGGUCUGAAAUCCUCAUGACAGGGGGUGCAGCGUCAGUUAAACAGCAUUACUCAAAUGCUCACAACAAAGAUAUUGCUUUGGGUAUUUAUGACGUGGUGGUGACUGAUUUUUCCUGCCCAGCUGGUGUGUUGAAGUGUGCAGAAGCUUUACGGUUGCCUGUUGUUUCGCAAGAGUGGGUGAUCCAGAGCCUUAUUGCUGGGGAGAGAGUAGGCUACAACAAACAUCCAAAAUACAGAUAUGACUAUGUCCCCCAGUAAAUGAAAACUUUGCCCUGCUGUUUUGCAGACUGUGUUUUAAUCAGGUUUUAAAUGUUUGUGUAAUUGAACAACGUGCAUGGAUUAUUGUAUAUAGUUUUAUCUGCUGGACUUUUAUGAUUAAAUAAAUGUUCAAUCUCUUGUGGUA